AUGUUUCGAGUGGGAUCUGGUGGCCUGGUACGCACCACCGAUGAGAACUGUGAGCGCCUAAAAUGCAUGGUUGAACGCUCUGUAGAGCAGAACAAUUUGGAGACGGCGGAGUUCUUGGCAGAGUUACUCUUUACCGAAGUGCGAAGGCUAGAAGGAGCGCAGCGGGAAUUGGUGGAAGCUGCAUAUUUGUAUGGAUUGGUGCUUUAUCUGAAAGGUGAUCCGAAGAGCUCUCAGGCUGUUGUUCGCCAGUAUGCCACCGAAAGCCUCCUUUGUGCGUACGUACUUGCACGAAGUGCAUUGAAACUGGAUAGGACUGCGUGGAAUGAGGCUACGAGGACUUUAGACCUUUUGCUGGGUGCAGGCUCUUUCCCCAGUGCUGAACCACAGUAUGGGAUGCCAGAUGAAGCGACUAUGCACUGCAUUUUGGGUCAACUGUACUUCAAACUGGACAGACUAGAGGAAGGCCGAGUGGCACACUCUCGAGCCGUCGAACUGGAUCCCUAUCUUUGGGAGUCUUUCAAAGCCUUGUGCGACAUGGGAGCGAACGUUAAGGUGGGUGGCCUUUUCAAGACGUCGCGAGAUCAAUCUAGGAACACUUCACAGCCGCAAAGUAGGAAACGCAAAAGCGUUGGAAGCAAAUCCCACCCGCCAUUCAAAGUUCCGGGUUUUGAUUCUAAAAGGCGCACUACUCACCACACUCAUAAUCAAUUGCCCGGCGCAAAAUCGAAACUUGGAGUACCCACUACUUCACUCUUAAAGCCUCUCAACGGUGCUGGCGCCGUUGCGUCACACUCGUCCAACCCCAAGUCAAGGCUCUUAGCGACCCCCCCGUCUAAAUUUGCGGCACACGAGCGCUCGUUCACUCCUGAUCAUACGUCGAAGAGAGCUAAUACGAAUUUUAAUACUAAUACAGUUGCCGGUAACGGGCUUGAUGGUUCCGGAGGGUAUGUCGUUGAAUUGGAUGCAAUUCUCUACGCUCUAGCCAAAUCCUACAAGUGCGCCUCGAGAUUCGACUGUUACAAGGCAGUUCGUAUCCUAAAUGAAAGAUUACCUCGGCAUAUCCUUACAGGGAUGCCAUGGGUCCUCGCGGCAUUGGGCAAGUUACACUUUGAACUAGUCAACUAUGAAAUGUCUAGGAAAUUCUUUGUGGCUCUGCGGGAUCUCCAGCCUUUCAGAGUCCGAGAUAUGGAAAUAUACUCAACGCUGAUGUGGCACUUAAAUGACUCGAAUGGGCUCUCAUACCUGAGUCACGAACUUUUGGAGGUCAACCGUUUAGCUCCAGAAACUUGGUGCUGUGUCGGGAACCUUUUUUCGCUCAAAAAAGAUCACGAAGAGUCUACUAAAGCUUUUCAGAGAAGCACCCAGCUCGAUCCGUUAUUUACAUAUGCUUACACUUUACAAGGACACGAAUAUUCUAGCAACGAUGCCCUGGACACUGCUAUGACGUGCUAUCGUAUGGCCCUGGCUUCAAAUUCGCAACAUUAUAAUGCAUAUUACGGCUUGGGAAUGUGCUGCUUGAAAUUGGGUCAGUAUGAGGACUGCUUUUUACAUUUUGAAAAGGCUAGGAGUAUUAACCCCGUGAAUGUUAUCCUCAUUUGCUGCUGUGGUGUUGCACUUGAAAAGCUUUCGCAUCAAGAAAAGGCAUUAGAAUAUUAUGACCUCGCAUGCGAACUUCAACCCAUGUCAUCCCUUGCACUUUUUAAGAGGGCUCAACUACUCUUAUCCAUGGGAAAAUACAAUAUUGCUCUGGAGAGUUUUGAACAGUUGGUUAACAUUGCUCCUCAUGAGGCCACUGUUCACUUUCUGUUAGGACAGCUGUAUCAGAUAGUUGGCCGAAAGCAAGAUGCGAUCAAAGAAUUGACAGUCGCAAUGAACCUGGAUCCCAAAGGAAGCCAGCUCAUUCAAACGGCGCUCGAAAAGUGUCAUUUGAUGGAAUAA
Molecule: messenger RNA, 1938 nt
Organism: Lachancea dasiensis
Lineage: Eukaryota; Fungi; Ascomycota; Saccharomycetes; Saccharomycetales; Saccharomycetaceae
Source: the annotation of a GenBank genome assembly